This is a messenger RNA of Pantherophis guttatus, 1278 nucleotides long. It is a transcript of the gene SLC25A32, whose product is annotated as solute carrier family 25 member 32. The record is from RefSeq and is a predicted model, not a curated record. Lineage: Eukaryota; Metazoa; Chordata; Lepidosauria; Squamata; Colubridae. Gene Ontology annotation, biological process: transmembrane transport; nucleotide transport.
UCUAGUGUCUACGGGUCUCGUGCGGGGUCUUUUUUCUUUGUUUUCCUCCGUCCUGUCGGCUGCCUUUGCUUCUUUCCCCUUUCAUGAAUUCCACCGCUGUGCCAGGCGUCCCGAGUAAGCUGGCGGGCUCUGCUGCUUCCCCCUCGGCUAACUCGGCCCCGGCGGCAAAGUCUUUGUUCAGGCACGUGCGCUACGAAAACCUGCUGGCCGGGGUGAGCGGCGGCGUUGUCUCCACGUUGGUCCUGCACCCGCUGGACUUGGUCAAGAUCCGCUUCGCAGUGAGUGAUGGCUUGGAGCUGAGACCAAAAUACAAUGGUAUCUUGCAUUGUUUGUCAACCGUCUGGAAACAAGAAGGAUUACGUGGUCUGUACCAAGGAGUGACUCCAAAUGUUUGGGGUGCGGGUGCCUCUUGGGGUCUGUAUUUUUUCUUCUACAAUGCUAUUAAAGCCCACAAGACAGAGAAUAAGAUGGAAAACCUUGGAGCAAUUGAACACCUAGUGUCAGCAGCUGAAGCUGGAGUGGUGACUUUGUGUAUUACAAACCCAAUAUGGGUAACCAAGACUCGGCUUGUGUUACAAUAUGAAGCUGGUGCUGACUUGUCAAAGAAGCAGUACAAAGGAAUGUUUGAUGCUCUUAUUAAAAUAUACAGGCAUGAAGGUAUACGUGGACUAUAUAAGGGAUUUGUGCCUGGUCUGUUUGGAACCUCACAUGGAGCCCUUCAGUUUAUGGCUUAUGAAGAUUUAAAAUCCCGAUAUAAUAAAUAUAAAAAUAGACCAUCACAUGUGAAACUGAACACUUUAGAAUAUAUUACCAUGGCAGCAGCAUCCAAAAUAUUUGCAGUCACAGCAACAUAUCCGUAUCAGGUUGUGAGGGCACGUCUCCAGGAUCAGCACAACAAAUACUCUGGAGUACUUGAUGUCAUCCAUAGGACAUGGAGGAAAGAAGGAGUUCGUGGAUUUUAUAAAGGAAUUAUGCCCAAUGUAAUACGAGUCACUCCUGCAUGUUGUAUCACCUUUGUAGUAUAUGAAAAAGUAUCUCAUUUGUUACUUUGACUUAAUAACAAAUGAAUAUUGACUCCAUAUAUUGUUCUGCACCCUUUCAGUGAAGCAGGAAUGCCAACACCUGUCUGGCAUAGAUUUUUUUUUUCUGGACUCAUAUUUGUCAGUUUCAUUUGUAAUACCUUUUAAAUGGACCAAGGUCACCCACAAGUUAGUACAUUUCAGAUAUAUUUUAUAUUGAUCUCUGUAAGUAUCUCAAAAUAAAUUGUUCACAUUAUCA